AUGAGAGUGGAAAGCCCGGAUAAAUAUCGAUCAGGUGGUUAUUACCCAGCUCUAGUAGGCGAUACAUUGAAAGAAAGAUACCAAAUUGUCGAUAAAUUGGGUCAUGGAUCAUAUUCCACCAUAUGGCUUGCACGCGAUACGCAAAAGGAAGUCUACGUUGCACUAAAGAUCAACACUGCAGACUUUCAGUCCAACCAGACCAAAGUUCAGUCAUCUUUGUUCGACUCGUGUUAUCUCGAAAACAUAGGAUGGUCCAUGAUUCCCAUUCUCCAAGAUCACUUCAAAACGGAGAGUCCGAAUGGUGGCCACGAAUGCUAUGUCACAUCACCAGCACGAAUCAGCGUGGCCAACUCAGUAGAAAGGGGGAGCUCCUUUUCAGUUGAAGUUGCGAGAUCUUUGGUUGCUCAGUUAAUCCAUGCAGUCGCUUAUAUUCAUAACAUUCAUAUUGGCAACAUCUUAAUCGACAUCACUACCAGCUUUGACUCACUCUCAAUACCAGAAUUCUACUGCCGCUACGGAGAACCAGUUUCAGAGCGACUUGAGCGAUGCGAUGAAGGACCCAUCACGCCAGGCGUUCCAACUCAUAUCACCGAACCAAUUUUGCUUGGAAAGAUAGCGCAUAAAUUCACAGUCCCUGAAGCUCGUCUUCUACUGAGUGACUUCGGAGAAGCCUUCUCAUUCCACAAUCAAAAAGAACCAAAGCUCGGCAAGGAUUGCCAUUCACCUCGUUACUGUCUCCCACCCGAAGCCUACUUCGAGCCCGACAAGCCUCUUUCAUUUCUCACCGAUACCUGGACUCUGGUAUGUGCCAUAUGGAAUAUUGUUACCGGAUACCAACUGUUUUCCUGCUUCUUCCCAGACUCCGAUGAAGUCACUGCUCAGCAUAUUCAAAUCCUUGGAGACUUGCCACCAGAGUGGUCAGAAAAUUGGAAGGCUAAAGAUAAAUACUUUGAUGAAUACAUGCAGCCAAAACAUGAAUGGGAGAUUGCACCCCUUCGAGAGCUUUUCUUUGAUAGCAUGGAGAAAACACAGGAACAUCGCAAAAAGUACAGCACAGUGGAAAUGAAAAAAGAUGAAGCCACCGGCUUGCUGGAUAUGCUUGAAUCCAUGUUGGCUUACAGACCUGAGCUGCGGGCUUCAAUUUCGACGGUUUUGAACUCGGAUUGGAUGGCUUACUGGGGACCGCCUAGUUAUGAAGUCAGGCAUCACAAAGUGGACUCGUGGCUACCUCUAAGCACCGCUGUAUCAUAA
Penicillium malachiteum is the source of this 1251-nucleotide messenger RNA. RefSeq names its product protein kinase-like protein. The record is from RefSeq and is a predicted model, not a curated record. Gene Ontology annotation, biological process: spliceosomal complex assembly; protein phosphorylation; regulation of mRNA processing. Gene Ontology annotation, molecular function: ATP binding; protein kinase activity. Lineage: Eukaryota; Fungi; Ascomycota; Eurotiomycetes; Eurotiales; Aspergillaceae. The coding region runs from base 1 to 1251 and encodes 416 amino acids. The transcript has 2 exons.